AUGGCGGACCAGUUGACAUAUCUCUUUGGCGUUUACAGCCCUUGGUCUCAGGACCUCUGGACUGCUUCUGACGACCGUGUCCGAGGCGGCUCCAGCAUCUCCAACCUAACAAUCUGCGAACCCCCUUCGCAGGCCAUCUUCUACGGGACCCUCGACACUAAGACGCUCGGCGGCGCUGGCUUCGCCUCUCAGCGCACAAAGGGCGACCUUUCCCUCGACCUCUCCCAGACGGAGGGUCUGCAGCUGGACCUAGGCGCGGGCAACUCGGAGCAGACGUUCACUUUCACCGUCAAGGAUACGAUUCCUGAGAGGAGGGAGGAUGGACGUGAUGAGGCCGGUGUCAGCUGGGAGGUGGACUUUGAGCCGCCUGCUGAGGGAGGAAUCAUUGUCAAGAAGUGGGAUGAGUUUAGGGCUACGUAUCGAGGCAGGGACCUUGAUGAUCCGAAGCCCUUGGACUUGGGGGAUAUCAAGAGGAUUUCGCUCAUGAUGCGAAGCUUCUUUGACCAGCAGGAUGGCGAUUUCAAGCUCGUCGUCAACUCGAUCGCGGCUAUCAACAAGACCUGUGACGGGGAUGAGAGUGACGACGAGGAUUUGAGAAAGCCAGCGAAGCGGGAUGAGACGGAGGCGCGUCCUUGGUGGAAGCUGCUGUUCUGCGGGCUGUUGUAG
Messenger RNA from Fusarium keratoplasticum, 666 nucleotides. Its product is annotated as CIA30 domain-containing protein. The coding region runs from base 1 to 666 and encodes 221 amino acids. The record is from RefSeq and is a predicted model, not a curated record. Gene Ontology annotation, biological process: NADH dehydrogenase complex assembly. The transcript is spliced from 3 exons. Lineage: Eukaryota; Fungi; Ascomycota; Sordariomycetes; Hypocreales; Nectriaceae.